AUGAAGAAAAAUGAUCAAGGAGAUGUUUCAGUUCUUAUAAAUAAGAUUAAAGAGAUAGAGAGCAAUUCAAGAUCCAAAAUUGAAGUCUCAAAGGCACAUUCCAUCUGCCUUCAACUCAAGAUGAACAAAAUGAAUCUAAACAGUAUCGAAGCUUCAAGUCUAGUAAACAACCCAAACAUUGGAUCCAACACCAACACUAACACCAACGAGAGUAUAAUUCUAGAACUGGCUGCAUUAAGAACAGAGAAUAACCGUCUACACAAUACAAUAUCCGAAAUAGAGAAAGAGAAUAGGAAAACAGUGAGUCAUCAAAACAACAUCAUAAAAAAGUUAAGCAAUGAGAACAAGGAUGUGAAACAAAUAGCGGAGAAUAAUAUCAACGAGACAGUUGGAGAGUUACGCAAGAAUUUAGAAGACCGAAUUCGAAUGAUGAGCAAGAGAAUAAAGGAGGAAGAACAACUUCAUAUCGAGAACAAGGAAGUCUUCAUGAAAACAAGAGACAAGUACUCGAUAGAGAAGUCUGACAUGAUAAUUAUUGAGGACAUGAUGAAGGAACUCAAUAGUGUGGGAGUUAAGUUCGAGGAAUACAGUGAUGAUAUUAUGAGGAGGGUUUCCACGUUUUCUUGUUGGUCCAUGUUUGCAAAGGAAUGGGCUAGGAAGAAAGGAAUGGAGGAGAAGGAACGGGAUGAAGAGAUAAUGGAAUUAAGGGAGAAGGUGAAGGAAAUGGAGAAGUUUGUGAAUGAGAAGGAAGAAGAGAUUUCUAUGAUUGGGGAGGAGAAUAAGGAGGCUAUUAGACAGUUAUGUGUUUGGAUUGAUUAUCAUCGAAACAAUAGAAGAGGUUACUUGAAGGAAAUUGUCUCAAGAAAUCGUCGAAACCUUAGUAUUUUGCGAAUUAGGAAGAGCUAA
Messenger RNA from Impatiens glandulifera, 906 nucleotides. Its product is annotated as COP1-interactive protein 1-like. The coding region runs from base 1 to 906 and encodes 301 amino acids. The transcript has a single exon. The record is from RefSeq and is a predicted model, not a curated record. NCBI's taxonomy places the organism in Eukaryota, Viridiplantae, Streptophyta, Magnoliopsida, Ericales, Balsaminaceae.